AUGCCUCCCAAGAAACAGGCUCAGGCUGGGGGCAGCAAAAAGGCGGAACAGAAGAAGGAGAAGAUUAUCGAAGACAAAACUUUUGACCUAAAGAAUAAGAAAGGAGCAAAACAACAAAAGUUUAUCAAGGCUGUCACUCACCAAGUUAAAUUUGGUCAACAAAAUCCACGUCAGGUAACACAGAGUGAAGCUGCAAAGAAAUUGAAGAAAGAUGAUAAGAAGAAAGAAUUACAAGAACUUAAUGAGCUGUUCAAACCUGUUAUUGCUGCUCAAAAAAUAAGUAAAGGUGCGGAUCUCAAGUCGGUGUGUGCCUUCUUCAAGCAAAGACAGUGUACUGAAGGAGAUAAAUGUAAGUUCUCUCAUGACUUGACUUUGGAGAGAAAAUGUGAAAAGCGAAGUGUUUACAUUGAUGCAAGGGAUGAAGAACUUGAAAGAGACACAAUGAAAAAUUGGGAUGAGAAAAAGCUGGAAGAAGUAGUGAACAAGAAGCAUGGUGGGGCGGAAAAGAAAAAACCAAAAACUCAAAUAAUGUGCAAGCAUUUCCUUGAAGCUAUUGAAAAUAACAAGUAUGGCUGGUUUUGGGUAUGUACUGGAGGAGGUGAUAACUGCAUGUAUCGUCAUGCACUUCCUUCUGGAUUUGUAUUGAAAAAGGACAAAAAAAAAAAAAAAGAGGAGAAAGAAGAUGAAAUAUCAUUGGACGACCUGAUUGAAAGAGAGCGCUCUGCCCUAGGUCCAAAUGUUACCAAAAUCACUCUAGAAUCUUUUCUUACAUGGAAGAAAAGGAAAAGACAAGAAAAGAUUGAUAAACUUGAACAAGAUUUGGAAAGAAGAAAAGCAGACUUCAAAGCAGGGAAGGCACUGGUGAUCAGUGGUCGUGAAGUGUUUGAAUUUCAUCCUGAACUUGUCAAUGAUGGUGAUGAAGAAGCAGAUGACACCCAUUACAUUCAGGGAACAGGAGGUGAUGAGGUUGAUGAUUCCAUGAGUGUAAAUGACAUAGUUUUAAGUCUGUACGUCCCUAGAGCUGUGGAUGAGACAGGUAUUACGGUAGCCAGUCUUGAAAGAUUCAACACAUAUGCUUUGGAUAAAGAUGAAAACAAAUUAAGCGAAGCAUCUGGAGGUAGGGCAGAAAAUGGUGAAAGAAGUGAUUUGGAAGAGGACAACGAAGGGGAGGGACAAGAAAAUGGAGCCAUCGAUUCUGUUCCUGUUGAUGAAAAUCUUUUUACUGGAAAAGAUUUGGAUGAAUUAGAAGAAUUAAACACACUUGAUUUAGAAGAAUGACACUGAACAAGUUGAUAAAAAGUUAAGUCAGCUCAUCAUGAGUUGAAAUUGACUGCAUUAAUUUUUUUUUCACUUAGAAACAACAGGAUGCUUAUUUCCCAUGCUGGUUCUGGAGGGCUUACUCUCCUCCAGAAAAGGAAUAUUCUCCCUACAUCUUUUCUUCUGACUUUGGCUACAUCUCACAGUAAGUUCAGAGUAGUUCAUGAUAAAUUAAAAAUAUA
Molecule: messenger RNA, 1499 nt
Organism: Dipodomys spectabilis (banner-tailed kangaroo rat)
Lineage: Eukaryota; Metazoa; Chordata; Mammalia; Rodentia; Heteromyidae
Product: zinc finger CCCH domain-containing protein 15-like
Biological process (GO): cytoplasmic translation
Cellular component (GO): cytosol
Molecular function (GO): mRNA binding; metal ion binding
Source: RefSeq, a predicted model, not a curated record